UGCUGGUGCAAGCCUGAGACUCAUCAGAAGAUCCAUAGCUUUCAAAUACGACCCUGAAAUUCUACUAGAGAAACAUCUUCAUUAACUCGUUAAUUUUCGCCAAACUCAGAAACAUGGCACCCAUCACUUUUGGCGCGCUUGUCUACGACUAUCAGGCAAUGGAUGUUAUGGGCCCAACUGACCUUCUCAACUCAUCAAGCCGCCAUCUGUUAAGUGCUCUCAAAGUCUAUGCACCCAUGGAUGAAACAACUAUAUCUCGAGCACCAGAGAUCGUCUUUCAUCAUAUUGGGCUGAACAGAAACCCUGUGGCUCUGCUUUCGAGUCACGUCACGAUAGUACCGACCACCACCGUUGACGAAUGUCCAGACUUGGACUGCCUGAUUUUAGGAGGGCCGAACCCCGACGGUUUUGAACUUCAUCCGAAGUACGCCGACUUUAUUCGCCGGCAUGUUGCAGCUGGGAAGCCGCUAUUCACAACCUGCACCGGCGCGUACGUGGCAGCAUUGUCCGGUGUCCUUGACGGUAAGAACGCCACAGUUAACCACAUAGAGUUUGCGUGGAUCAAAAAGCGACUCCCCCAGGUCAAAUGGUCGAUGGACAAGCAGUGGGUUGUGGACGGAAAUAUCUGGACCGGAUCAGGCGCAUCUGCAGGGAUGGACAUGAUAGCACAUUGGAUCAAGGAGAACUAUGGCCUUGACGUUCUGACAGCUGGCGCUUUGGGCCUUGAUUACGAACCAAGGGAUAUUGAUGGUUUAUUGACUGUUCUACCGAAGAGAUAUGAUGGGAAGGGAAAGCAGAUCUCUACACAUGUAUACAAGCACUACGCUGAGUACUAGCUUCAUUCUUUGCGGAGAUGUAGAUAUUAGAGCAAUGAGUUGACAAUCUGUUCAAGUCAUUUGCGGAAUUUUAGUUCUCAAGAAACACUAUUGCCUGAUAAAUAGGGACGGUCCAUAAAUAGGGGCCCAUU
Molecule: messenger RNA, 967 nt
Organism: Xylaria bambusicola
Lineage: Eukaryota; Fungi; Ascomycota; Sordariomycetes; Xylariales; Xylariaceae
Product: class I glutamine amidotransferase-like protein
Exons: 3
Coding region: 114-836 (240 amino acids)
Source: RefSeq, a predicted model, not a curated record